Pelodiscus sinensis (Chinese soft-shelled turtle) is the source of this 3411-nucleotide messenger RNA. It is a transcript of the gene BAG1, whose product is annotated as BAG cochaperone 1. Gene Ontology annotation, biological process: protein stabilization. Lineage: Eukaryota; Metazoa; Chordata; Testudines; Trionychidae. Gene Ontology annotation, cellular component: cytosol; membrane; cytoplasm. Gene Ontology annotation, molecular function: adenyl-nucleotide exchange factor activity; protein-folding chaperone binding. The record is from RefSeq and is a predicted model, not a curated record.
UGGGGUGCCCGGGCUGUUUCCGGCAGGCCCGGAAGGGAAGCGCUUGGCGGGGCGGAGAUGGCGGCGCCCGCGGUACCGGUCACCGUGACCGUCAGUUACAGUAAUGAAAAACACACUAUUCAGAUUUCAUCUCACGAGGAAGAUAGUGAACCAACACUACAAGACAUGGCUCUGCUUAUUGAACAAGUCACUGGAGUUCCAGUUCCUUUUCAGAAACUGAUAUGUAAAGGAAAAUCCCUGAAGGAAAUGGAACAGCCAUUAUCAGCUCUUGGAGUUAAAAAUGGUUGUAAAGUCAUGCUGAUUGGGAAAAGAAAUAGUCCAGAGGAAGAGGUGGAAUUAAAGAAAUUAAAAGAUUUGGAGAAGUCAGUGGAGCAAAUUGCUAACAAAUUAGAGGAAGUUAAUAAAGAGUUCACAGGCAUACAAAAGGGCUUUCUGGCAAAAGAUCUUCAAGCUGAAGCUCUUAACCACCUGGACAAGAGGGUAAAAGGAACUGUUGAGCAGUUUAUGAAGAUCCUGGAACAGAUAGAUUCCAUUAAUCUUCCAGAGAAUUUCAGUGACUGCAAACUGAAAAAAAAAGGAUUGGUGAAAAAGGUUCAGGCUUUUCUUGCCCAGUGUGAUACUGUUGAAGGAAGUAUUGGUCAAGAAAUGGAUAAGCUACAAUCAAAGAACUUGGCUCUGGCAGAAUGAGGCAUCACUCUUGAUAAAUAGGAGAAAUAAUUGCUCUGUGAGCAAGAAGAGGAGUUUGCUCUUUGUUUUGGAGCACAUAUUCAGCUAUUUGGUGGUUUUUUUUUAAGCCCAGUCUGUUUAGACUGGUACUAGUCACUCAUUACUUGCUGGUUGUCACAUUUACCACUCAUUCAAAGCUAUUCUUUUCAAAAGAAAACAAUCCUUCCUGAAGAAAAAAAGUCUUUGUGAUGGGUGGUGAUGCAUGUUUUAGUUAACUAAAUACUGUAGCACAUUAUACAGUUCCAAGAGGUGGGCAAGUUUGGAUCAUUAUAUUCUUUUUACAAAGACAUUUUUUUAAAUUAAGUUUUUCUCAAUUCUUAUCUUUUCCAUUAUGUCUUCACAAUUAUUUGCAGCUCAAGAAGUUUGAAAACCGUACAAGAGCAUAUGUUGCAGUUGUAGGACUUUAACUUGACUGAAAAAGCAGGUUUAUACAAUAGUUGGGACAUCUAGCAUUCGAAUAGAACAUUUAGAGCAAUAAAUAGUAUCCUGCAUCUGUACCAGUUUAAUACUUGUAUGUGUUCAUAAGCAUAGGAAAACUUGACUACAGUGGAGGUUGUAACUAUUUUAGCCUUAAACUAUCAAAAUAAAUGGAAUGUACUGUAACAUGUAUGGUACUUAAUUUAACUGUUUAAUUUUCAGUGAAUGCAUUGGCACUUUUUUCUUGAUACGUAUUUUGUUAUACUGUGUACACAGCGUGUAUUUGUUUUCUGUAGUAUACUUUUCCUUUGAGUAAUGGUGUGAAAUGCAACUGGAUAAUUCAUGUUGCUUAUAUAAGAAGUGGGCAGUCCAAUCAAGCUCUGAAAAUGGUGCUAUUUUAUCAGAGUAUUUUUGACUGUUUCACUGAUUUGCUGUAUUUUAGAGAAAAUUGCAAGUAAUUAUCUCUGUUCCCUUUGGAGUUAGUGGAUGAAUAUUUAUUAAUCUAAUGUCUAUUAUAAAGUAAAAUUGUAUAACAAUUUUUUAAAAAUAUUCUGCCACUGAUAGCAUCUCUUUAACAAGAGUUGCCAUUUCACUGCUAUUUCUACUUGGAAGUCCUGUGUGACAUGUGGCAGUUUGUGACCAAGAAAGCAUUUAUCAACAAGCACUUGAUCUGGUGGCAAACAAGCUCCCUUAACUCUCACUGGAUUCUGUGAAAGUUAAGGGUGUUCUGCAUUGCUUGCCAGAUGAGAGCAUGAGAAUCUCUGAGUUUUACGACUGUUUUAAGGUAAGUUCUCUUUACCAGAAAAAAAAAUUAAAAUAUAAGCAUUGAACAUAUUUCAGUUAUGUUAAAUAAUUCCUAAUAAAAUAAGAUCUCAAAAUAGUGAUAGUCCUCCAAUAUUUCUCAUACAGUCAUAAUCAGAGGAAAAUUGUUAGUGUCACAAUCUGUUAGCAGAUGGGCAAUAUGGCACUUCUGUAUCUUUUUAACAGUUAGUAGUUUGUUAUAAAGUUUUUUAAAAUGUUAUAUUAUACCAAAUAUAAUUAGAUGAAGUGAACAUAUUUUUCAGUUACAUUGCAUUUUUCUGUUAAAUUGCAGUAUUCCUUUAAGGUUUUAUCAGUUUACCAUAGUACACUCACUUAUGAUAGUCUGUAAAAUCUGCAGUAGACUGAAACUUGACGGAUAAGCUCUUGAUUUGAAAUGAAUGUAUUUUGUUUUUCAUUACUAAUCUUUAGAAAGCUGUUUUUAAGAUAGGAAGUAAUUAUAUUUUCUGGUUACUGUGAUAGCAUUCAGGGCUAGCAGUAUGGUCAUGCUGCCAUAUUUGCUUGGGACUGCAAUGCUAUGGAGAGGAGCAGACCUGUAUUCAUUUCAGUGAUGCUCCGAUUCAGUAUAGCCAGUGUUGCUUCUGGGACAGAUCCUGCUACCAUUGAAAUCAAUGGCAAAACUACCAAUGAAUUCAGUGGGUGCAGGAUCAAACUCUUUUAUCAAGUGAGGAAUUAGUCCUCACCUGCUCUAAACAUAAUCAUGAUUUUAAUUUAGUAAACUUUUAGGGGUUCAUGUAAUAGAGAUCGAUUUCCCUUUUUGAGCAGAACUGGGCUGGGCAGGGUUAGAUAUAAAUGCUGUUCCUUAGUAGUUCUUCAUCCUUGGGAUGUAAGUGACUAGUUGACUGAUAAGCAAAUGCUUAUCCGAUAGUUGACUCAACUAGUCACUCCCCCCCAUUAGAGACAGGCAGCAAGGAGGGAGAGAGGGAAGCAGAAUCUGGUGCUGUGCGGAGCCGGCUUAAAAGCCAUUUCCCCCCAACACUGUCUCUGUGAGGAAAAGGGGAGGGGAUGCAAUGGGGAACUAGCAGCACUUCUGCAUUUGAAACAUAGCAAGAUCAGAAGCACUGUGGGGAGCCUGGGGCAAGCUGGGGACUCACAGUCCCCUGCUGGCCUGUUCUCCCUGCUUUUGAAAUGUACAAGAGCCCCAGGAGGUGCAUGCCAAAACUAACAACAUUCUUUGAGCUACAGAACCUCAGAAUUAUAGAAUCUCUUGCUCCUAAACGUCUGAGUAACUUAAAAUAUCAAACUUUUAGUGGUGUUCUUUAUGACCCAACUUCUGCUGCUAGUAUAGUGGUGUUAAUCUGUAAUAAUUCUUUUGACUUCAUUGGAGUUAUUCUCAAUUUGCAUUGGCCCAUGGGACAGUACAGAAUUUGGCUGGAUAUUUUUAUUUCAGUUAUUGAGCUACAGUAAAUGAAGGAGGGAAAUAAAAUUAAAUAUGGAAAAUACAAUAAA